Penicillium cosmopolitanum is the source of this 1086-nucleotide messenger RNA. RefSeq lists its product as uncharacterized. The record is from RefSeq and is a predicted model, not a curated record. Bases 1 to 1086 code for a protein of 361 amino acids. The transcript has a single exon. Lineage: Eukaryota; Fungi; Ascomycota; Eurotiomycetes; Eurotiales; Aspergillaceae.
AUGAUUGUCUCUACCUUGAUUGCAUCUUUGGCAAUUGCCUUUCCAACCCUAGCUUUGCCCACAACAUCGCCUCCAACCAACCUCCAAUCUUCGGACCAUGCAGUUCCCGGUGAAUCAGCCUUUUUUAACACCUAUUCAGGCAAAUACACUCCUAUUGCAGUCGAAUAUUUCAGGGUCAUUGCAGCGACGAGCUCAGGUCCCGCCGGUCCCGACGACCUUCUCUUCCAAAACCUACUGAGUGCCGAAUGGGCCAUAUAUACCUUCUACCAACAAGCUGCCGAGGCCUUCUCCUUCUCGUCUUUCACAAAGCUUGGUCUGCCAAACUCCACUUAUCAGCGGAUUCUUGAAAUUCGCGACAAUGAAGCCGGCCACCUUCGCAUCUUCCAAGACCAGAUAUCCAAAAACUCCAUCAAGCCCGGUCCAUGUAAGUACCGAUAUGGUUUUAACAAUGAUCCUCAGACAUGGCUCGCGUUACAAGUCUACCUAGAAGUGUCCAGCAUGGCCUUCUUGACCGGACUCGCCCGUCAAGCGAAUCUCAAUGUCUCAAAAUCUGCGCUUAUGGCAAUCGGAGAAGUGGAAACGCGUCAUAAUGUCUGGUCAUUAAUUGAUAUUUGGAAUACCAGUCCAUUUUCCGGACCUUCUGAUACGGUCUAUCCUUAUCCGAACCAGAUCCUCGAUUCUACAAACGCAUUCAUUAUACCUGGAAGCUGUCCCGACGAGAAUCCAAUCUACCCCAGUCCUCGUCAGGAUUUGCCCCAGUUGGCCUUUAGCAAGAACGGAACUACUGCGAGACCAGGGUCGGAGCUUCGUUUUGUUUUUGAUGAUGAGAAGACUGCUCCCAAGUUCGAUCAUGAGAAGGAGUACUACGCGGUCUUUUAUCACGGCCUUAAUACAGUUAGCGUGCCGUAUGAUCCGAAGAAGAAUGUCGUCAAAAUUCCUUCUCACUUUGAUAGAGACUCGGGAAUUAUUAUUGUCUCUAUUGCCGAUCAGCGUGAUGCCCCGACCGAGGAGAGUGUUGUUGCUGGGCCAUUGAUUAUCUUAGAGCAACCUGGGCGUUUAACUCUGAAAGAGCCUUCGGCUGUUUAG